This is a messenger RNA of Pristis pectinata (smalltooth sawfish), 3532 nucleotides long. RefSeq names its product quinone oxidoreductase-like protein 2. Gene Ontology annotation, cellular component: mitochondrion. The transcript is spliced from 10 exons. Gene Ontology annotation, molecular function: oxidoreductase activity. The record is from RefSeq and is a predicted model, not a curated record. Lineage: Eukaryota; Metazoa; Chordata; Chondrichthyes; Rhinopristiformes; Pristidae. Bases 556 to 1671 code for a protein of 371 amino acids.
ACCAAGGCCCCGUAUAAAAGGAAUAAGAAAUCUUUACUCUGUGCUCAAAUCCUCUUGCAAUAAAGGCCACUAUAAUAUUUGCUUCCUAAUUACCUGUUGCAGUUUUCAGUGAUUGUGGGUUGGUCUGUAUCCUCCCCUUCCUUUUUCAGAUUUUUUUUUAAAGCAUUCGGUCAAUUGCACCAAUAUCACCUCAAGGGCUCUGUGUCAAGUUGUCUGAUAAUACUCCAGUCAGCCUUUGUAAAUUGCCAUCCUGUUCUACACCCUGUACUUUUAUCUUUACAGUAGCCGCCGGCACAAAACAGGUGCAAAGCUCCUCAACUACAGAGGAGCCAAACUUUUAUCUCAAUGCAACAUUUACAACUUUCACAUGGCCAGGCGCCAGGUAGUCUUAACGUCAAGUGAGCCAAGCUCCCAGAACGCCUCCUUCAGCACUCCGUAUUAGCAUUGUGGUUGGACAGGUUGUCUGCUGCAGUACCCAUCGGUCGUGGGUAGACGGCGCAGUCGAGCAUUUCCUGGGCCUGGGAGCUGUCAAUCAACUGCUGACGGACGGGGACGAUGAGGCGAGCGGCGACGGUGGGCUUGGGCGUCGUGUUGCAGGGCGUCCGGCGCAACGCGGUCAGGAGUAAUAAUUUAAUAAGGAAAAAACCCAGACUGGCAGAAAUUGGUACCAACAGUGCCUCAGAUUCAAGGGAUUCAUACUUAGCGGUGCAGUGUACUGACUUGAAGAAGCCAUUAGAGAUCCAGCAAUUGCCUUCAGUUGCCCUCAAACCUACCGAGGUGCGAGUGGAUGUUCAAUGCUGCGGUGUGAACUUUGCUGACAUUCUGAUAUGCCAGGGACUGUAUCAGCAGCGACCACAGCUCCCCUUCACUCCAGGAAUGGAGUUCACAGGAUCAGUGAUAGAAGUUGGUACAAAUGUCACAGGGGUUUCCAAGGGAGACCGAGUGAUAGGCGUGAGUUCCCUUGGGGCAAUGGCAGAACAGUGCAUUGUUAACCAUAAGAUGCUGUGGCCAAUUGAUGAGAAGAUCUCUUAUGAGGUGGCGACUGUGUUACCGGUAUCAUACGGCACAGCGAUCCUGGCUCUGAAGCACCGAGCAAAGACACAGCCAGGGGAGACUCUUCUGGUGACGGCGGCAGCUGGUGCAGCAGGACUUGCAGCUGUGGACGUCGCAUCUCACAUCCUAGAUGCCAAGGUCAUAGCAGCUGCAGGAACAGAUAAGAAGUGUGAACUGGCAGUUCAAAGAGGUGCUGUAGCAGCCAUCAAUUAUACCACACAGAGCCUGAAGGAGGAGGUGAAAAAAUUAACUGGAAACAAAGGAGUGGAUGUGGUGUUUGAUGCUGUGGGAGGAGAUGUAUUCAAGGAAGCUUUCAGCAGCUUGUCCUGGGAAGGAAGGAUUGUGGUGGUCGGUUUUGCUGGGGGAAAUAUACCAACUGUGCCAGCUAACCAACUGCUGCUGAAGAACGUGGCGGCCAUGGGUGUUUACUGGGGAAAAUAUCAAGAUGUGGAUUACCCAGUCUUCUCCAGAUCCAUUAUGUCUGUGAUUCAAUUCUGCAAAGAGGGAAGAAUUAGACCUCGUGUCGGUGCGGUCUUUAAAAUGCAACAGGUAAAUGAAGCUUUCCAACAUGUGUUGCAGCGCAAAUCCAUUGGGAAGGUCAUCAUAACCAUGAAUUGAACUGAAGAGAAAAUCCAGGAAAAAGCUGGACUAGAAAGUAAUAUACUGGCCUCAUAUUGAAAUACAUAAAAAUAUUAUCUGCUGGUAACUCAUUUUGCCUUAAAAGGCUAAAUUUUAUUAGAAAUUCUUUAAAAAUAUAGUACACUAAUAGUUUUAUAUUUUACACAACCUUUUUAAGGUAUAUAAUUAUAAAAGCUGAUUCUUAUUGAUCAUGAGAUCAAUAAUAUAUGGUGAUGUUAUUCCAAUGUGAUUUGUAAUGGAAUGGUGUGGAACACACUAGAUUGAUAAUGCAUCAAAAGCCAAACAGUAACUCCCUCCACCAACUGCAGUGUGUACCAGCUACAGGAUAUGCUGCAGUUACUUGCCUAGGCUACUUUGAUAGCAUCUUCCAAAUCUCUUUUACCUAAGGCAGCAGAUGAAUAUGAACACCAUCACCUGCAGCCUCCCCUUCAAAUUGCUCAUCAUAUUGUCUUGGAAAUAUCGCUGGCUCCUGACUGCAAUGGCUCAAAAAGGCUCGCUACCAUCUUCUCAGAGGCAGUUGAGGAUGGGAAGUAAAUUAAUGCUAUAUUUGUAAGCCUACAGCUUUCAGUUGGUAAUAUGUUAUCAAAACAGCAAAUUAAAAUUCAGCAGCUACUUUGCUGAUGAUGAGUAACAUUAAACAGUGGAUGUCAAAAUCAGUUUUAAUAAACUAAUCUACUGCAAAAUUAUUAACGACACAUUCAUUUCCUUUUAAGUAUGCUUGUCUCAAUCACCAGGGAGCCCUUGUAGAUGAACAGUUUGAUUAAAUUUCAGAUUUUUUAAAACUAAAUUAUUUUUCUAGUGAACAUGUGGCAGGUAAAAACUGUGGGGUUCUCAGUAUAAGUCGGGGAAAUCUGAAGAAGUCUACACUACUUUUGUGGACUCCACAAGGAUGAGGGAUGAGAAGUCCACUGGUGCAAUACAUGUCUCCUUGGGCUGACACUUAAUUGGGAGCAGAAGGCUGAAGUUCAGCCUGCUGCCCCAGAGUCCCAAGCUUCUGCCAGCUGAAUACUUAAAAGCUAUCAGAUAUAAGUUACUCUUUCUGGAUGGUUGCUAAUAAAAUUUCUGGGAGAAAUCCUGCAGAAAGCCAGUGAGCAGCUACAAAUAUAACACAUGUUCAUUUACCAUUGAUCAUAAAAUCUAGCUGCUUAAAUGGCACAUCACAGAUGCUGAGCCUCCCUUCACCAAUUUUCUGGGGAAUUACCAUUGACCGUAAACUCAGAUGGAUUAGCCACGUAAGUAUUGUGGCUACUAAAGCAGCUAAGAGGUUCUAUAUCUUGUGGCAAAUGGAUACCAUUUGCUUCUGUAAAGCCUGUCCAUCGUCUACAGAUAUUCAGGGAGGUGAGGCUUUUCUCUCUAAUGUUUAGAUGAGUACAGCUACCAACAACACCCAAGCUCAACAUUAUCCUGGACAAAGCAGCUCACUUGAUUCGCAUCCUGUCCACGACACUCUCUCCACCUAAUUCAUUGUAACUGCUGCACUAACCAUUUACAAAAUGAGCCGCAGUUACUCAUCAAGGCUUCUUCAAUAGCAUGUCCCAAACUUUUGACCUUGACCUUGACCAACUAGAAGGUCAGGGGCAGCAGACACCUGGGGAAACUACCACUCGCAGCUAUUCCCCCAAGUCGCAUGCACUGCUGACUUGGAAAUGUAUCACCAUUCCUUCUGUCACUGGAUCUAAAUCCUGGAACUCCCUAUGCAACAACACUUGGAGUAUCAUAACCAGAAGGACUGCAUCAGUUGAAGAAACUGGAUCAUCACCACCUUCUGAGGUAAUUAGGAAUGGAUAAUAAAUGUUGGGCUUUUCCAGCAAAGCCAGAAUUCCAUAAAUCAAAAGAAUGC